Molecule: messenger RNA, 626 nt
Organism: Oncorhynchus nerka (sockeye salmon)
Lineage: Eukaryota; Metazoa; Chordata; Actinopteri; Salmoniformes; Salmonidae
Product: cornifelin homolog B-like
Exons: 4
Coding region: 122-505 (127 amino acids)
Source: RefSeq, a predicted model, not a curated record
UGAGACAUUCCUUCGUUCUCUGUCCUACAUUAAAGCAUGCCACACUUCCUAACUGGGUUUCAGUCACUCAGCCUCCCACUUCACACUUCUCUUCUCUGAAGCUAACUCAGACACCGCCACCAUGUCACAGAAGAUGGUCAUUCAGCAGCCCAAUCACUUUGUUCAGGCCGUCACAUCAAACCGAUGGAGCUCCGAAAUCUGUGACUGCACCCAGGAUAUGUCUUCGUGUUGCUUUGCGUUCUGGUGCUUCCCCUGUUUUGCCUGUAUAACAGCGAAAGAGGCUGGGGAGUGUCUGUGUCUGCCUCUGCUAGACGGUUACAGCCUCAUCCCCCCAGCCACCAUGUCCAUGAGGGUGGGCAUGCGCCAGCGCUACGGCAUCGAGGGCACCAUGUGUAAUGACUGUGUCUAUUCCUUCUUCUGCCUGCCCUGCACCUGGUGUCAAAUGUCACGAGAGAUGAAGACCCGCCUCCAACCCAUCGCUCUCAUCAAUGCACACACAAGAUAAGGAAAGACCUCGCUCUUUCUCAUACUCCUCUUCAUCAUCACUGUCGCGUAGAGUAGGUCAGAAGGCAAACUGAAAAACCUCACCUCUAUCAAAUAAAAGGAUGGUGGACCAGCAAAAGUAA